This is a messenger RNA of Antechinus flavipes (yellow-footed antechinus), 3435 nucleotides long. RefSeq names its product podocalyxin like 2 (gene PODXL2). Lineage: Eukaryota; Metazoa; Chordata; Mammalia; Dasyuromorphia; Dasyuridae. The transcript is spliced from 8 exons. The record is from RefSeq and is a predicted model, not a curated record. Bases 376 to 2196 code for a protein of 606 amino acids.
UAUAUACCAGGCCAAGGGGCGAAGGGCGCACGCGGGAAGGCCCUUAAGAGAUGUGAGGCACGUGGGACGGGCCUCGGCGUCUGAUUGGCUCGUCCCAACAGAAAAGGGCGGGGCUGGGCAGAAGGGGGAUGGUCGAUUUCUUCAGCACUGGCUUCCUUCCGGUCGAGGCGAGAGGCAUGCGGCCCGGCAAAAGAGAGAGGGAAGGAAGAAGAGGGCGGAGUCCAGUGUGAGUGACAGCUCUCUAGUCCUAUCGCGCUCGCCUGGUGGGCCCCGCCCUCCGCGCUCGGUUACGCCCGAGGCGAAGCUCUGGGGUUGCUGCGGCUGCAGGGGAGGAGGGCACCUGGGGCAGCUGUGGGAGCCGAGUGAGGCUGCACCAUGGGCCGGUUGCUGCGUGCCGCCCUGUUGCUGACUUGGGGUGUGUCCUUGAGUAUGUGCCUGAUAGGGCUUGAAGAGCCUGGCCCUGAGGGGCUCACUUCUACCUCUUUGUUGGAUCUCCUGCUGCCAAGUGGACUGGAGUCAGUAGACCCAGUUGAGCCAAGUGAGGCUAUUGGGCCAGGAAUUGGGUUGGGAGGCCCUGGUUCAGGCUUCACCAGUGAAGAGAAUGAAGAGUCCAAGAUUCUGCAGCCACCACAGUAUUUCUGGGAAGAUGAGGGAGAGCUAAAUGACUCCACCUUGGACCUAGGACCCACUGAAGAUUACACCUUUCCACUCUCACCACAGAAAUCAGUACCAGAAGAGGACAAGAUCCAGGACCAAGAAGUUCUAAGCCUCUCCUCUCCCCUGCCCACAAUGAAUCUGGUUGAGCCACCCUGGCAUAACCCUCCUGAGGAUUUAGAUGAAGAGGAAGAAGAAGAAGAGGAAGAGGAAGCGGAGGAGGAAGAGGAGGAAGAAGAAGAACAGGAAGAGGAAGAGGAAGAAGAAAAGGAACUGGAAAAGGAGCAGGAGGAGAGAUUGCUUCCAGUGAACGGUUCCCAAGAGACACCCCAAUCUCAGGUCCCUGGCCCUGUUUCUACCAGCAGUACCCCACCUGGUUCAGUGCCAGAGACUCCCAGAAAUAGACAUGAAGAUCCUGUGGACCAGGGUGUGGAAGUGGGGAGCAGCAUGGAAUCAAGCUUAUCACCACUUCCAAUCAUCCCAGCUACAGUGGCCCUGGGUAGCCAAGACUUUACCAAACAGGAGGCAGAGACAACUGUGGGAGUGAUAGAACAAGAUACAGGACAUUCAAAGGAGUUAGAAAUCCAUGGGGGAAUAGAUGAGGAGGCUACAGUGGUGACAAAAGGACCGCUGGUCAAGCAAGGAGAUGAGUUUCCUUCAUUAUCACCUUUUCAAAGAAAUGUGCCAUCUGGGGAUCUUUUCCAAGCUAGUAUCUCUGCCUCUCCCACCCUGGAUCUCACUGGAAUAGAUCUCACAUCCUCUGCUGCUGCCACAGGGCAACAUGACCUUCCUCUUCAAGUUGAGGAUGGGAAGGUUCCUGGGGUACCCACCAGAACAUCCUGGGACCCAGCUCAGGUUAUCUGCAAAGAUUGGAGCAACCUAGCUGGAAAGAACUAUAUCAUCCUGAAUAUGACAGAGAACAUAGACUGUGAGGUAUUCCGGCAACACAGAGGGCUUCGGCUCCUGGCCCUGGUAGAAGAGGUGCUGCCCCGGCAGGGGGACGGGCGUCCUGGGGACUGGCACAUCUCCCUGAGCAAACCCAGUGAAAAUGAGCAACAUUUGCUGAUGACCCUAGUGGGAGAGCAGGGGGUGGUUCCAACUAAAGAUGUCCUUUCAGUUCUGGGUGAUAUCCGGAGAAGCUUGGUGGAGAUUGGCAUCCAGAAUUACUCCACUACCACCAGCUGCCAGGCCCGGCCGAGCCAGGUCCGGAGUGACUAUGGAAAGCUCUUUGUUGUUCUGGUCGUCAUCGGCUCCAUCUGUGUCAUCAUCAUAGUGCUGGGGCUCAUCUACAACUGUUGGCAGCGUCGCCUACCCAAGCUCAAGAACAUGUCCCAUGGAGAAGAGCUUCGUUUUGUGGAGAAUGGAUGCCAUGACAACCCCACAUUGGAUGUAGCCAGUGACAGCCAGUCGGAAAUGCAGGAGAAACAACCCAGUCUGAAUGGGGGCAGUACAGUCAAUGGGCCUGGAGGCUGGACUGUGCUGAUGGGGGGCAAGAGAGACCCUGAGGACUCUGAUGUAUUUGAGGAGGACACACACCUGUGAAUUAGGUUGGGGGAUCAGUUCCCUCCCCGCCCUCCAUCACUACCAGGCACACUCCUUUCUUUCCAUCCUAGAACUUGGGACCAGAACUCUGGACAAAACCAGAAUGAUAUUGCUGAAGGUGUGAGUGCAACAUAGUCAGGCCAGGUUAGGUACAUAGCAAAGAGAAGUACCCAAUUCUGUCCUGCUUUAGAGACAACUCUCUAUUAUUCUGCUCAAACCCACCACUAGAUCACAUCUUUCUCCCUUCUUCUAAAUCACCUCUCACCCUUCCCUUGAAGCCUGGCAUCUAUCUCUUUGCUGGCCCUGUGCAUCCCAAGCAGAGAGCCGAUGACCUGAUCUGCCCCCAUCUCCAAGGUGGGAAACUCCCCUUGUUUAACUCUUAUUUGAUGAGGUGAAGAAGGGGCCCAGAAGGAAGAACACUGGUUGAUGGCAGAGGUUGUGUCUGAAUCUAAAAUAUUGGCUUGAGCACCUGGGACAAAGAGAAAAGUCACCCUUCAUUUUUUUGUUCCUUCAGAAAGCACCACCAGGAAACCCGAAUAAGCUGCAGCCCUUCCCCCCACUUCCUUUCUCGGCCUCAGUCUCCAACAUCUUGCUUUGGUUAACCCCAAAGCACAGACUGGGUGGGCCCAAAGCCUGCUAGGGAUUAGGACUAUGCAGCCCACUCUGCUUCUCACAACCUUAGCACGACAAACCCCCAUUGCCCCUCUGCUGUGUGGAGCAGAUCCUGGUCCGUACCCCAAAGCUAACACUGAUGUUGCCCCUUCUUUGGGAGUCUCCCUGUCCCCAGCUAACUCCGGAGCCACUAUGACUUCUCUUGGUCUAAGCAGCCAAGGUCUGAGAAGCAGCCCACAAAGCUUGCCCCUCCCGUUUCCCCAAACGUGAGUUAGAGAAACAGCGCUUCACUUCCGGCCCCCCUCUAUCUCUUGUGCUGUUGCCAAGUUGAUUUCUCAUGUGCUAUUGAUAGACCUCAAUUUGCUGAGGGGUUUUCUUCAAAAUCCCUGCAUACCCCCCAGUAGCAGCAGUGAUUUAUUCUAAGAUCUUCAGGGCAGGCAUUGAGUGCGUUUCCCCUGAGGCUCGAGGCAAGGUACUUGAAGGUGGAAGCUGCUGUUAUGUUGUUAUGGGGGGUGGGAAGGGGGAGGAAAGGGCGGAUGACAUCCUCUCCCUGUUCCUAGUCCAGCUCUCCUCCGGGCACCGCGGAACUGAUUAAACUGGCCCUGGAUUAAGGAUGCUGAGCAGAAA